Parasteatoda tepidariorum (common house spider) is the source of this 1811-nucleotide messenger RNA. It is a transcript of the gene Polr3C, whose product is annotated as RNA polymerase III subunit C. Gene Ontology annotation, cellular component: RNA polymerase III complex. Gene Ontology annotation, biological process: DNA-templated transcription. Lineage: Eukaryota; Metazoa; Arthropoda; Arachnida; Araneae; Theridiidae. The record is from RefSeq and is a predicted model, not a curated record. Gene Ontology annotation, molecular function: single-stranded DNA binding.
GUUGUUCAGUUUGAUGAAAACAAAACUGUUGAAGUUACUGUAUUAGUCAAUUUCCUUCAUGGAUCCUUAUAUGAAAAAAUAUCAAUAUAUAUAUUGCUUUGCUUUUAUAAUUGUUCUUUGACUAGUAUUUUUGUUUUUAUCCUUUUAAAAACUUACUGUUUAGUUGAUUAUUUAAGCUCUCAGAGGAUUGUCUAGAUAAAUGAAAUAUUCUUAAUUGGAAGCGAAUCGUUCUCUAAAGAUGUCUCAGGAUCUAAUUUCGCUUUGUUCUGCUAUCCUGAAAGAAUAUUUUGGGGAAAUAGUUCAAACUGUUGGAACUUUUUUGAUGAAGCAAGUUGCUCCCUGCUCACUUUUUGCGAUUGUUAGAAAUGUUCGUUUACCUUUAGAAAAAGUUCAGUCCUCUCUCUUAAACCUCAUACAAAUGAACUUUUGUGAGUUUAAGCUAAAUGAUAUGGGUCUUGCUCCUAUUGUUGAAUACUCGGUUUCUCCGUACAAAGUUUUGUCUGUCUUACAUUAUGAGCGAUACGCUUAUUGUGCUCAACUUCUUUAUGGUGACCCAGCUGAUUUAUUAGUUGAAGAAAUUCUAAAUCAUGGUCACUUGACAAUGAGUGAGGCGAUUCGAAAAGUUAUUGAAAGACUACAAGAAGCUAAAGAUGCCACUGGUGUUGAUUAUUCUUCUGAAAAAAUUUGUGAUAAAUUCCGUUUACUAAUAACCAAUCAAUACCUGAUUCGAUGUCCUUAUGCGGAAACUGUAGACUUUGAACGAGUACCUAACCUUUGUUUAGCUGAUAAAGACAAGUUUGUUGUACCUGAGAUCAAAUUACAUUUGCUGGAAACAAAUAGUUGUGAAGAACCAGAAAAUAAAAAGCAGAAAAUUGAAUAUCCUGAUGCAGGCAUAAAUUGGAAGAUUAAUUUUGAUAGAUUCAAAGAAUAUUUUAGGAAUGAAGCCAUAAUUACUGCAUGUGCAAAUGUUCAUGGAGAAAAGGCAUCUGAAAUAAUAAAGGCUAUUUUAUUAUUAUCAGAUCAAAAAUAUAAUGCCUUAUCUGCUACUAGUGGUGCUGUGCAAUAUUAUGAUAUUUUAAAAUUGUUGGAAUCUUCAUCUUUUACUUCUAAAGAUUUAGAUGCUUACCUUUCAAUCGUUUGUGAAGAUGAAUACGGUUUUGUAUCGAAAGCAGAUGAACGUGGAAAUGGGAUGUAUGUUGUAAAUAUUUCAAAAAUUUUGAAAAAGUUAGUGGAAUCAAUUAUCACAUCUGUAGUACAAGAUAGAUUUGGUUCUAAAUGUGCCCGAAUAUUUAGGAUAUUGCUAGACAAGAAAGUUUUAGAACCAAAACGCAUUGAAGAAUUAGCUAUGUUACCUCCAAAAGAUACAAAGGAUUAUAUUGCUAAAAUGUUUGAAGAAAGUUUUAUUUUAUCCCAAGAAGUUUCCAAAGGUUCUGACAUCCUUUACGGAGUGACCUUCUAUCUUCUUUCAAUAGACAUUGUUCAAGUAUGCCGUAUGGUGUUAGAGAGAUGUUAUAAAUCAGUUUUUAACCUUAUAUCCUGUAAUGAAAUACAGUAUCAAGAAAAUAAAAGGCUGCUAGAGAAAAAUCAAAGGAUUGAUGCAAUUGUGGCUUCCUUGAAACAGAGUGGAGCUGAAGAAGAGCAAAUUGUUGAGGUACAGAAUAUAAUAUCCGAGCCAGAAAGAAUACUUAUUACAAAAGUAGAAAAUGUAACUAAGAAAAUUCAUUCCAGUCAAAUCCAAAUAGCUGAAAUGAUUUCAAUAUUAACUAUGUGGUUAGAAUACAAUUCAUUUAAAUAAAAGAUGUAUUUUAAGA